Molecule: messenger RNA, 716 nt
Organism: Daphnia carinata
Lineage: Eukaryota; Metazoa; Arthropoda; Branchiopoda; Diplostraca; Daphniidae
Product: apolipoprotein D-like
Exons: 6
Coding region: 36-632 (198 amino acids)
Biological process (GO): brain development; tissue regeneration; lipid transport
Molecular function (GO): lipid binding
Source: RefSeq, a predicted model, not a curated record
GCUCACGUCUCUCAGCGCGCAUGUUUGUUUUUUAAAUGGCAUCAACAUUUGCGAAAUGUUUUAUUUUUGUAUUAGCUGCGCUUGCACAGACCUCAUGCAUAAACACUCAAGUGCUUAGCCCUGGUUCCUGCCCAAAUCCUACCGCCGUUUCCGAUUUCAAAAUCGACGAGUAUUUAGGUAAAUGGUACAGCAACCGAAAUUAUUUUUCAGUUCUGCAAACGGGCCAAGAUUGUGUAACGGUUGAAUACACAAAGGUCGGAGGCCGCAUUAUCGUCAAAAACGGAGGUUUAGAAUUGAUCACUAGAAAGAAAUUAACGACAAUAGCGAAAGCAAGCGUUGUGUCAUCCGGGAAACUCAACGUAUCAUUCAUUACGACUAACGUUUUUAACUUGGGCGCUGAAAACUACUGGGUUCUGGGAACAGAUUACGAUUCUUACGCCGUUGGAUGGAGUUGUUUACCAUUUGGAAUUUUCCAUUUCAAAACGGCCUGGAUACUGACCCGUGACCAAAACCCUAGCGAUGCGACAAUAGACGCAGCGUUAGCCGUAUUCGAAAAGAACGGCAUCGACCAGAAAAAAUUGAAAUUGAUUAAUCAAGAAAAUUGCGUGGAAGCCGACAAGCCAGUUGAAUAAUCCCUUCAAAAAUAUGAACCAUUCAACAACAAGGCGAUUCGCUCAGUAGGUCAACAAGAAAUAGCAAAUCAUCACGCACCCUCA